Messenger RNA from Pistacia vera, 541 nucleotides. Its product is annotated as serine carboxypeptidase-like 15. Gene Ontology annotation, molecular function: serine-type carboxypeptidase activity; acyltransferase activity, transferring groups other than amino-acyl groups. The record is from RefSeq and is a predicted model, not a curated record. The transcript has 3 exons. Gene Ontology annotation, biological process: proteolysis; secondary metabolic process. Lineage: Eukaryota; Viridiplantae; Streptophyta; Magnoliopsida; Sapindales; Anacardiaceae. Bases 8 to 370 code for a protein of 120 amino acids.
GAUAAACAUGACAUCGCAUGUAAUUCUUCUUCUUCUUCUUCUGGUUGUCACUGACCUGGUAGCUUCAGACUCAUACUCAAUCAUUAAAACACUGCCAGGCUUUCCUGGUAAUCUUCCAUUUAAACUCGAAACUGGUUAUAUUGGAGUGGGCGAUUUGGAUAACGAGCAGUUAUUCUAUUACUUCAUUGAAUCCGAAAGGAGUCUUGAAGAUGACCCUAUUUUGCUUUGGCUCACCGGAGGCCCUGGUUGUUCUGGCUUUUCUGGCCUUGUCUAUGAAAUUGGUCCAUUGUCCUUUGACUACAAAAAUUCCGUGGAGGACUUACCAAUAUUUGUGUUGAAUCCAUAUUCGUGGACAAAGGUGGAUGAUUAAUUAAUUCGCUUCUACCUAUAUAUAUUUUUAUUAAAUUGACAAAUAAAACUCUUUUUAUCAUCGAUCUUAUUGUAUAUAUUCAGGUUGCCAACAUAAUAUUUUUAGAUGCACCCGUUGGCACUGGAUUCUCUUAUGCCAAAAGUUGGCAAGGAUAUAACAUGACCGAUACAC